GGCGACGCCAUUGCCGGCGAAUUGACGAACACACCGGAAAGUUGUUCCAGGAGUCCGGCAUUCCUCGACAAGAGAUGUCAAUUGAUGGCAGUGUUCGCAGUGUCAUUGGUCCCAGUGAAAAAUAAGCCGUCAACGGCUCCUCCACGCUGGGACGCAGUGAGCCUCUGGUGACAUGGCAUCGCGAUGGCCAAAGAAAGACCUGAGACACGGCACAGCUCGGUCCCUUGCCCACUCGUUUGCGACCGGGGUUUUGGUGUUGGAGAGGGGCCAAAGCAAGCCGGUUGUCACCGAUUUUGCCUUCUCACCUGCUCACUGGUCAGCCCUCCACCCGUACCUGACGCUUAGCCCUAGCGCAGCUGAUUUCAACACCCAUCAGCCUUUGACAUUGCCAACACACCUUCUGGGCUCAGCAACUGGAGUUCCAAAUGCCGAGUGCGGUCCUGGGGAUGGGCCAGGACCAGAUGUGGAACCCUUGCGGGACGAGUCGAUGCCGCACGGGAUUGGCCAAACCUACACCGGACGCUAUGCUCAAAGUGCACAGGUGUCCCUCGCCUGCGAUGAUCGACCUAUGUCAGGGGCACCAGGACCGCAGCCAUCCAAGAGUGCAAAAGCUGCCGAGCACACGCUCCAUCCCGUCGUCAAAGCUUUGGUAUGUGCGUCGUUUCGAAGAAACGGUCCGAGUAAACGAAAUCACAGUGCGCGUCGUGCGAAUACUUCGUCCUGUGGUCUGCAUUUCUCUGCGAGGAAUGGCGGGGCUGUCAGGGGCACGUCGAGCAUCACGAUCACGGCUUAUCGAGGCUAAGUUCAGGCCCAAAUCGUGGCGUUCUCGCCAGCUCAUGGUGUGCUUAUGACCUCUGCAGCGAAGCCAAAACGACGUGGCGCCGCGAGCUGGAGUGGAGACCAGCGUGGGAGGUGGAGCAGCCCUGACCCAUGCACUGCAGGUUCAUCCUAGCGAGCGGUGGAGCUACCUAUCGCGGUC
Messenger RNA from Paraphaeosphaeria sporulosa, 979 nucleotides. RefSeq lists its product as uncharacterized. The coding region runs from base 173 to 802 and encodes 209 amino acids. The transcript has a single exon. The record is from RefSeq and is a predicted model, not a curated record. Lineage: Eukaryota; Fungi; Ascomycota; Dothideomycetes; Pleosporales; Didymosphaeriaceae.